CUUUCCAAAGAUGAGCUUUCGCCUCAGGCUCGAACUCUAGCUGGUAGCGAAACAUCCGCGCCGGGGUCUUCCGUACCAGCGGCCCCCUGGGCAUUGUUCGGUUCCUCUGGGCUCGUCUGCCCCCUCACCCGCCACACACCCACCGUGUAACCCACAAAGAUAAGGGGCCUCCCUCCGUAAGCACGAACGUCCAGGCCCGUUUUCUGAGGAACGCGCGCAGGGCGCCGCGAGGAGGAGCGUGUGCGCGCCGUCCCGGGCGCAUUCGAGGGCGUCCUGCUGCGGGAAGUCUCGUGUGAUUAGCGCGGAGGUCUUGCGGUUUGGGGUUCUUGGUGGCGAGUCUGGUAAAAAUCAAGGUGACCCCAAGAAAAUGGCUUCUCCUCCAAAGGAGGUAGAAGAAGAUAGUGAAGAUGAGGAAGUGCCAGAUGAAGAAGAUGAAAGCAGUGGAGGAGAGGUUAUCAUUCCUCAGAAAAAAGGCAAAAAGGCUACCACAACUCCAGGAAAGAAGGCGAUGGUUUCCCCAACAGAAAAGAUUGCAGUUGCCACAGCAGGCAAGAAAACAGUUGUCACCCCUGGCAAAGAGGCAACAGCUAUGCUGGCUCCUGGCAAAAAGGCAGCAGUUACACCAGCCAAAGCCAUAGCAACCCCUGGUAAGAAGGAAGCAGCCACCCCAGACAAGGGAGCAGGGAAUGCCAAGAAUGCCAAGAAGGAAGAUAGUGAUGAGGAAGAUGAUGGCAACAGUGAAGAGGAGGAUGAGGUUGAAUUUGAGCCAGCAGUGAUGAAAGCUACUGCUGCUGCCCCUUUCUUGGAUGAUGAUGAUGAAGAAGAUGACUCUGAAGAAGAACCUAUGGAGAUUACACCAGCCAAAGGCAAGAAAGCUCCUGUAAAAGCUGUUCUUGUGAAGGCCAAGAGCACAGAAAAUGAAGACGAAGAGGAGGAUGAUGAUGAAGAUCCUAUUAAAAAAACACCUGAUAAACAGAAGAAGAAAAUGGCCAAACAGAAGGCUUCCCCUGAAACCAAAAAACAGAAAUUAGAAGCUGAACCACCUGUAACUUUCAAACUGUUUGUUGGAAACCUGAAUUUCAACAAAACUGCUGCUGAACUAAAAACUGGUCUCAGGGAAUUUUUUGCUAAAAAUGAUCUCACAGUUGUUGGUGUCAGAGUCAGCUCGUCCAGGAGAUUUGGUUAUGUGAAUUUUAAAUCUGUUGACGAUCAGGAAAAAGCCCUGGAACUCAGUGAGACAAAGGUCCUUGGGUAUGAAAUUAAACUGAAGAAACCAAAGGGAAAGGAAACAAAAAAAGGUCGAAAUGCCAAAACACUUUUGAUCAAGAACUUGCCUAGCAAGGUCACUGAGCAUGAACUAAAGGAAGUGUUUGAGGAUGCUUUUCAAAUCAGAUUUCUGAGCAAUGAUGGGAUAAGUAAAAGAAUUGCCUAUAUUGACUUCAAGUCACAAGCUGAUGCAGAGAGAACCUUGGAAGAGAAGCAAGGGACAGAAAUUGGAGGGCUUGCCAUAGUUCUGGAGCAUGUUGGAGAGAAAAAUCAAGGCCAAGAAGAGAGGGCCAGGAAGAGCAGAAGUUGGAGAGGAAAACAAAAGAUAGAACAAGAAAGCCACACAUUUCAAGAAAAAUGGGAGAGAGCUUAUUUCUUUGUGGAGGUAAAGAAUGUUCCUAUGUGUUUAAUAUGCAAAGAGAGUCUGUCUGUGUCGAAAGAAUAUAACCUAAGAUGCCAUUAUGAGACAAACCACAGUAGGAACCUUGUUGGAUAUACAGAAAAGAUGCGUGAUAAAAAACUCAAUGAACUGAAAAAAAGGUUGAAACUUGAACAUGAUUUGCUUUUGAAUGUGAAUAAAAUAACUGAUGCUGCAAUGAAAUGUAGUUACGUGUUACGUGAGAAAAUUGCCCGGGCAUCAAAACCCCUUACAGAUGGUGCGUUUAUAAAGGAAUGUCUACUGAGUGCUGCAGAAAUUUUGUGCCCUGAACAGAGACAAGUGUUUGCCAACAUAAAUCUCACUGGUAAUAUUGCUGAGCAGCAUGUUGCCAAUGUGACUGACAACUUACAGAACACCUUGCAAGAAAAAGUUAAAUCAUUUGUGGCUUUCUCUAUUGCAGCUCAUGAAAGCACUUAUAUAAAUAACGCCCCCCAGUUAGCUGUAUUUAUUCGCGGUGUUGAUGAAACUUUUGAUGUGACUGAGGAACUUUUGGACAUGGUACCCCUGACGGGCACAACAUCGGGAAAUGACUUAUUUUUAUGUGUUGAGAAAAGUCUUAGAAAAUUUGAUGUAGACUGGUCAAAAUUAGUAAGUGUUAGCACAGAUGGUAAUUCUGCAACGGUUGGUGUGAAGCAACUUGUUACAAAACUUAAGUCUAAAGUGUCAGGGCUUUGCAAAGACACAGAACUUAAAUCUGUGCAUGGCCUCUUUCUCCAAGAAUCCCUUUGUGCUAAAAAGUUACAAAUGGAUCAUGUCAUGGACAUAGUAAUUUACACCAUAACGUGGCUGCAUUCCCAUGGCUCGACCCACAGGAAGUUUAGUGCUUUGUUCAGUGAGUUAGACACACAGUAUGGACACCUGACCUACAUGGAACUGAAGUGGCUGAGCCGUGGAAUGGUCCUAAGGCAGUUUUUUGAACUGUUGGAAGAAAUUGACAUUUUCAUGUCUUCUAAAGGAAAAUCUGUGCCUCAGCUUCGUAACAAAGAUUGGGUCAAAGACCUAGCCUUUUUGGUUGACAUUAUGACUUAUGUAAACAUGUUGGAUGUUGCUCUGCAAGGGCAUUCGCAGAUGGUUACACAAAUGUACCAUGCAGUUCGCUCUUUCCUAGCAAAAUUGUGUCUUUGGGAAACUCAUUUGGCAAGAAACAAUCUGGCCCACUUCCCGACGCUGAGACUAGUUUCUGAGAAUGAAAGUGAUGGACUGAACUACAUUCCCAAAAUUAAAGAGUUGAAGACUGAAUUUCAAAAAAGGUUCUCUGAUUUCAAACUUUAUGAAAACGAACUUAUACUGUUCAGCUCACCUUUCUCAAUUAAUAUUAAUAAUGUGAAUGAAGAGCUACAAAUGGAGGUUAUUGAAUUGCAGCACAACACUAUAUUGAAAACUAAAUAUGAUGAUGUUGGAAUCCCAGAAUUCUUCAAAUAUCUUGGGAACAGUUACCCUAAAUAUAAAAAUCAUUGUGCAAAGAUUCUGUCCAUGUUUGGAAGUACAUAUAUUUGUGAGCAACUAUUUUCUGUUAUGACACAAAAUAAUACUAUUGCUCCCAGUUAAAGGAUUCAGAGAUGAAUUUGCUCCUGCAUAUUGCUACGAGAGGUCCCCAACCUGAUAUUGACUGAUGGGCAUUAGUGAGUAACAUCCCAUUUUAGAUUUCAAAUCUGAGGAGUAACAAAUUUAAAAACUCUGAAUAAUUAUUUCUAUUUCCAAAUUACAUUUUUCUAAUGUCAACUUAAAGCACAAUCUCUGGCAUCAUUUGUUUGUACCUUAUAACAUAAAAUAAAGUUUGAUUAUACC
This is a messenger RNA of Myotis myotis, 3493 nucleotides long. RefSeq names its product general transcription factor II-I repeat domain-containing protein 2-like. Gene Ontology annotation, molecular function: RNA binding. Gene Ontology annotation, cellular component: nucleus. The coding region runs from base 368 to 3253 and encodes 961 amino acids. Lineage: Eukaryota; Metazoa; Chordata; Mammalia; Chiroptera; Vespertilionidae. The record is from RefSeq and is a predicted model, not a curated record. The transcript has 10 exons.